Pseudopipra pipra is the source of this 687-nucleotide messenger RNA. Its product is annotated as keratin, type I cytoskeletal 10-like. Gene Ontology annotation, biological process: intermediate filament organization; epithelial cell differentiation. Gene Ontology annotation, cellular component: keratin filament; cytoskeleton. Gene Ontology annotation, molecular function: structural molecule activity. The record is from RefSeq and is a predicted model, not a curated record. Lineage: Eukaryota; Metazoa; Chordata; Aves; Passeriformes; Pipridae. Bases 46 to 687 code for a protein of 213 amino acids. The transcript has a single exon.
CCUGCAGCGAGCUGAGCACUUGCCCCGGGCUCCGUCGGCUGCACCAUGAGCUGUGCUGUCAGGCAGGUCGUCACCACCUGUGCCCAGGGCAGGGGCAGCACGGGCAGCAAUGCAGCUGGCACGGGGAGGAGGGUCUCCUCCGCCUCCUCGGGGAGACACGCUGCCUACGACCUGGGUGCUGUGGGGGGCAGUUUUUCCGGCAGCAGUUUGAGCGAGGGAUUUCUCGGGAAGCAGCUGAGCACCGGCAGCGCGGCCGGCGGGAGCUUCGGAGCCACCCAGAGGGCUUGUUCUGCCCUGGGCUUCAGCGGUGGAGGCAUCUGCACUCGAGGGGGUGGGGGCUUCCCCAGGGCCGGCGCUGGCUGUGGGGAUGGGAUCCUGUUCGCCAACAACGAGAAGGCCACGAUGCAGAACCUCAACGACCGCCUGGCCUCGUACCUGGACAAGGUGCGGCUCCUGGAGGGGGACAACGCUGACCUGGAGUGCAAGAUCAGGGAGUGGUACGCCAAGGUGGGGCCCAGCUGCGAGCCACGGGACUACAGCUGCUACCACAAGGAAAUUGAAGACCUUCAGAACCAGGUAAAUCCUUGUUCGUCAAGAAAGUUUAAUAUUUCCUUGGGCUUUGCUUUCCCAAGUGCAGAGCCCUGUCAGAGGGCAGAGGCAAUGGCUCUGGAGGGGCAGGUGCAGUGA